This is a messenger RNA of Hirundo rustica (Barn swallow), 4121 nucleotides long. It is a transcript of the gene IFT27, whose product is annotated as intraflagellar transport 27. Gene Ontology annotation, cellular component: Golgi apparatus. The record is from RefSeq and is a predicted model, not a curated record. NCBI's taxonomy places the organism in Eukaryota, Metazoa, Chordata, Aves, Passeriformes, Hirundinidae. Bases 63 to 611 code for a protein of 182 amino acids. The transcript has 8 exons. Gene Ontology annotation, molecular function: GTPase activity; GTP binding.
AAAGAGGGGGAAAACCCCAAACCCAAAGAAAACCGAGUAUUUCUGCAGUGUGGAAAGUCGGGAUGGAUUAUGGAGGUGUUGAAAGAGAUCCAGCUGUGGGUAAGAGUGCUUUAGCCCAGAUGUUUCGAAGUGAUGGGGCUCAUUUUCAGAAGAACUACACACUGACAGCGGGCAUAGAACUGUUGGUCAAGGCUGUAUCAGUUCCAGAGACAAGUGAUAGCGUGGAAUUCUUCAUUUUUGACUCGGCAGGAAAAGAUCUAUUUUCUGAAAUGUUGGACAAACUGUGGGAACAGCCCAAUGUCCUGUGCCUUGUGUAUGAUGUCACUAAUGAGCAAUCCUUCGACAACUGUAACAAAUGGUUGGAGAAGCUGAAGGCUCAAGCAGUUGGGGUGCACAUCCCAGGUGUCUUAGUGGGGAAUAAAACAGACCUAACUGAUCAUCGAGUUGUGGAGCAGGAACAAGCACAGGAGUGGGCUGAGAAACAUGGCCUGGAAUACUGUGAGAUGUCAGUGAAGGAAAUGAAAAAUUUUGAGGCCCCUUUCCACAUCCUGGCAAAGUUAUUCCACCAACUGUACAAAGAGAAAGUAGAAACUUUUCACUCACUAGCCUGACUGGUAUGAUUUAUUUAUCCACUAAGCUUCUUCUAGUACUGAGAAUCCUUCUGGACUGAAUACAGAGAGAAGAAAAAAUAUGAUCUAUUUGCUACCUCAUGGUCAUCCUCUGGUAAUUCAAAAUAAACUAGAAAUAAGCAAGUGGAAAGACACUCUUCCGAAGCUGCUACCUCAGCAUUCCUUUCAUGUCCUCUAACUUGGUUCUCUGCUCAUUGAAAGUCUGCUAGGUUGAAGGAGGCGGAGAGUAAAAGGGGAGGACAGAAUGGAAAUUGCCAGCUCUUUGCUUUGAUAUCUUUUUGUCUGAACUGACUUCCUGCUGCUAUAAGCAAGGAUUUAGAGGUUUGGAAAAGUAGAGAGGAAGCUGAUAGGAUGUUUUGCGACUUAAGCCAGCCUUGAUACAUACACUGCAGAGGACCGAUUUGGCCCGACCCCUUGGAAAGCAUUUUCAGGAGGGGGCUUAUUGCCCUAAAAUCAACCUGGAGACUGAGAUGUGUGGAGGCAGAGCUGGAUUUAGGUGUGUUUCCAGCAGCGCUCAGAGCUGGAGUUUUAACAGUGUUGCCCUUAUCAGUUGUAGGAUUGAUAGGCUGGUGACUAAUGCACGUUUCUAAUUCCCAGAAUCUGUGUCUUUCCUUCGGCGUGGCUCGCUGUCCCUGCCUGCUGGGAGCUGUGUCGCGUCCAUCCGCUGUCACUUGGUGAUGCAGUGCCCUCUGCUGGUCCCGGGUCACAGGAGUUGUCCAGAGCUGCCACCUCCCUCGAAGGGCGCAGGAAGGGCUUCCUGCAGGCACAUCCAAAUUGGCUUAACUGCAAAAUGGAGUCAAAUUGCAAGAAUUCCUUUCCUAGUCUAAAGAUGAAUCUAAGACUUAUAGAAAAAUACCUUUUAUUCUUCGUGUCUUUAUCAUCUUACGUAUUGUUGUGUCAUUUUUGUCAGCUGAAUUUGGCAAUACUGUUCUGAUUAGGUUGAGUUCUCAAUCUCAAAAUCAGAGCUCUCUUAUUAAAUUCUCUCUGCUUGUCAUUGAAUUUCAGAUAAAAGACCACAGUUCUGAUGUUGCUAGUGGAAACAGGACUAAGGAAAUGAAAGACAGCCUGGCUAAGUUACUCUGACUCAGCUGUGUCUGGCUAGAAGUUUCAUAUUAGAAGGGGUAAAAGCCUAGAAAGAGUUGCUCUUUUCUGUGGAGUAUUGAUGCUGCAUGUGUAAGAGUCUUUGCUAAUGCAGUAUGCAAAAGCAUCUGUGGUAAGCUACUGCUUUGUAACUGAGCCUAACACCAAGAGUUACAAAAAUUUAACCAUUAUCUUCCAGAUUAUGGUAGACUCCCUUGUGCAAGGAAAGCUGAGUUUUGGAGAGACUAAGCACUGAGUGAUUUUUCAGGCAGUCUUUUCAGGAAUCUGUGUUUCAAGACUUUUAUACAUGUACUUUAUAAUCAUUUUUAUGCUCAGUGCUAGGAAAAGUACAUUAAAUUGAACAUAAGAAAUAUGGAUGCAGAUGUUGUAGCAGAGUUUAUGAAGCACUUCAAGAAUCUGGAGGAGCAUUGACCUCAUUUCACUGGCAACAGUGUGUUGAUGCUGGGAGCUCACUAGGGAGCAUGAAUACCAGUUAAGAGGGUGAGUAGGAGCUCAAUCUACAAGAAGUGAAAACAAGAGGUUCUUUUGCUAAAAGCCAACUCAAAAAUGACAGAACAAGCUGGGAAACUUCCUGCUUUCUCCAAGGAAGGAAGGAGUCUUUCAUGAACUUAGGGCAGCUAGAAGACUCAGUCUUUUCUGAAUUGGAUUAGCAUUACUGACAUUUGUAUCUUACAUGGGUUGUCUUGUUAAUCCUGUGUGUUUUCUGUUGAUUUACAGAGGCUGUACAGACUAUUGCUUGCAGGUGCUGGUGUCUCAGACUAGUAAGAAUAAAUGGUAUUUUGAGUGCUGUGUUUAUCUAGUUAAAGAUCUAAAGAAGGUCUGUUUUUAUUUGGGAUCUCAUUUCCCCCUGGUUCUAUUGUCUAUGUGAUCACAAAACAAGACACAUAUUUUUUCACAUUGAAAAUAACAUAGCAAAAGUGUAUGUCACCUCUGACAUGGUGUAUCUAGGGGGGAUGAAUGCCUUGGGAAUAGGUAAUAAAAUGAAUUCUGUGCCAUCUUUAACCAGGGAGUCCAUCUCUCUGCACCUGAAGGACCUCCCAUAACUUAAAAUAAACACUCUAAAUGCACAACUAAGAUGAAGAUUGGUGAAUGCUGUUUUAUAAAAUAAAUGCAAAAGCUGGAGAAGCUCAUUAAGGGAAUGCUUGCAGUCGUGAUUUGUGAUUUAUAGGGAAGCUGCUUUUGAGAAGUUAGUGGAGAAAAAUGCAGCCCAUGCAGGGAAAGAUGUAUUGCCUGAAAGAGGAAAUGUAUGAUCUAAUUAGCUAACAGUAGGGAUUCACCCACUGCCCCUUUCCCUCUUCCACAGGCCACAACUACAAUUAGAAAAGAAGUCAUGUCUAAAGCAUGUUGUCCAACUUGCUUUUUACAGGACUAUUUCAAGCACUAAUGUGGAACACAAUUUAAUGUCCUUCAAAAUAGUGUGUUUGACAAUAACAAUCUCAAUGUGCUAAUGUGCUGUAUGAUACCACCCUGAUGCAAGUGGUGGUUGUUGCUACUUUCCUGGCUAAAUUGUGGCUUUGGUUGUAGAGGCUAGGAGUGAAGAGGGGAUAGAAAACAUGGGAAGAUUGUGGGAAAUUGUUUUGUCUCUGUGUGAAGGAGUUCAGGGUGGUAGGUGAGCUGGUCCAGAAGGACGGGUAAGAGUCUGGAGCCAUAUUAAGUUUCUCUUAUCUGUUUACUAACUGGCAGUUAUGUCUGUAGAGUGAGGAUGCGUGUUUGCUGCUUAUAGGCUUAGCAUCCAAAUCCACAGUGAUUUACAGAUGCUAUGGAGAACAGUGGAGGAAGACAGCCUGUCUGCUGACCAGGAAGCUUGUCUUCUUACAGCUCCCCUGCUUUGUCCAGCUGUGCAAUGCUGCCGGUGCUCAGCACGAGUGUUACCACACAGAAAAGACCCAGCUCAACCAGAACUGAAGUUUCAAAAGGGAAAGGAAACAAACAGGCCUUCAACUGGUUUUAAUAGAUAUGUAGCUCAUUUUCCUGCUUGCUUGUUUGAUUAGACAAAACCAUUUCUUUCCUCCCUGAAGUCCCUUCUUCUUACCUCUCCUUUGGUCCUCAUGGGUCUGCACAGCAUCUCUGUUAUACUUGUGCCCUGCUUUACUUAGCUUGAUACAUUACCAGCUGAUUUUCUUUUUUUUUUUUUUUUUUUUUUUUAAUCCUUCUAAUUUCUGCAUUAUCUAUUCUCAUGGCUGCAAGACAUUUCUUCUUAUAUUAAUAGAGAAAAGGAAACAAAAGUGGAAAUUUUAGUCAAAUUGUCUUGGAAGGAAAAGCCUUAAGAAGCUGUCUGACAUUCUGAAAUUUUACUGGAAAUUCAUUUGUGUAAAGUUGUUAUAUUAAAGAUGCUUUAAUGGUUUUUUUUUGUCUUGCUGGACAUAGUCUACUGCGGAGUGAAAUUCAGGA